UCGAGCCACACUGUCCAGGCACACAAAAGCAUUUCAUCUUUGAUAUAUUUCCUUGUCGUCUUAAAGGUUAAUGAGCCUGAAAUGAGGGAUACAAAGACUAGAGAGAAAGGAUCUCGUCGUACUGUAUUCUUAGCAACGUUUAUUCCAAUCACAAUUGUGGUAAUUUUUCUCGUUUUAUGGAGACCGAUGUUGCUUCCAUAUUUCUUCCGAUACGCGAAGUUGACAAUUUCUGAAUAUGUCAAUGACAAACAGAGGUUUUUGGACAACGAACUAGAGGCUGCACUCAAAGAAUGGAGAAUGUAUCAACUGGAACGGCAAUUUGGACAAGAAUGGUGCAAAAGGAACGUUAAACCAAGAAGCGACGUAACAUGGCUAACUGCGAUGGUUAAUGAUGAUUUCGCCAUUCCUGCAUUGGUUUUAGGUCACUCCAUCCGCACUUUUUCCUGUCAACAAAACAUGAUAGCGUUUGUUUCAAACAAGGUGAGUGCAGGUGCACGAAAAGCCCUCGAGAGAGUUGGCUGGGACACUCGUUUGGUGGAAGGAAUGGACUGUGACUGGCUUGAUGCAAGAUUGGGCAGUAAGCAAGAUACUGGAUUUUUUGCCAGACCAGGAGGAAACAGAAUCAAGGGAACACAUACUCGCUUCCACGCUUGGAAUUACACUGAAUUUUCUAAAAUUAUAUAUGUAGAUGCUGAUUAUAUGCUGACAACAAACAUAGACAAAUUGUUUGAUAUCCCAGAUGACUUUGCUGCUGCUCCUGGCUCAAGACCAGGGGUUCUGGAUCCAUGUUUCAAUGCAGGGCUUCUUGUGUUUAGACCAGACACCAAAUUUUAUCAGGAAAUCAUGGACUUGUGGUGGGAAACAACAAAAAAAGACACUUGUCCAAACGAUCAGGUGUUGUUAUGGCAUUACUACGCUGAUGCUGGUAACUGGAAAGCUCUCCCUUAUGCCUUCAACAUCAGACGCAUAAUUUACAGGCCCCUUAAUUCAUUCCAUUUUGCUUGCUGUGUUCCUCCCAAACCAUGGUCUGCAAAGUGUAGACCAAGUAGAAAAGAAGCAGAAGCAUACAAUGGGCCGAUUUUGGUCCCUGAUGACAUGUCAUUAGUGUUUUGGAAGAAUCUUUACGAAUUGUUGAAGAUAAACAAUUUAGAUGAGUGGUGGAGAACAACAAAGUUCUUCCGAGCAUCUGAAGAAUUUAGUGCUGUGACUUUCUCUGACUGCCGAAAACAAGAGUCAUAAAUACUUUACAGAUUACACUGCUACAUUUACUGUUGUUUCAAAAUCUGGUUUAGUGGUAUGCAAAAAGGGAUCAUAUAUGUUCCAUGGCCAUUCUUUUACAUAUAGAUUCUUGAUUGUUCAACUGUGUACUGCAUAUCAUGUAGCCUCCACCUUAGAAAUCUUCCAUUCAUGCAAAUAAUUUUUAUUGCAUGUUACGGACCUUGUAUCUAGCACCUUGGGUGCAUUCUUGUCAUCGUAUUUUAUUUUCUACCACUAACAGAACUCCUGUUCAAUUAUCAACUUGUUGUA
Molecule: messenger RNA, 1527 nt
Organism: Pocillopora verrucosa
Lineage: Eukaryota; Metazoa; Cnidaria; Anthozoa; Scleractinia; Pocilloporidae
Product: glycogenin-1
Cellular component (GO): cytoplasm
Molecular function (GO): glycosyltransferase activity
Source: RefSeq, a predicted model, not a curated record